AUGUCGCCGUGUGAGGACGCCCCUGAGGAACGUCGCUUCGAGUACAACUGGAUCGAUGGUGCAGAGAUCCUUGAAAAGUAUAAGCCAGGCGGGUAUCAUCCCAUCAUGAUUGGUGAUGUACUACGCGAUCGAUACCGUAUUGUCGAUAAGUUGGGUUAUGGGAGCUAUUCGACUGUUUGGCUUGCCCGUGACACUUGCUCGAAGCGCUAUGUCGCUGUUAAAGUGGGCAUUGCCGAUGCGCCUUCUCACGAGACAAAAAUUCUUCAAGCACUUGCCCAACACCAUGCCACAUCUGGUGAGCAUCCAGGUCGUGAUGCGAUACCUCUCCCUCUUGAUGUAUUUGAAAUCAGUGGCCCGAAUGGAACACAUCAGUGCUAUACUAUGCCUCCUGCACGAUGUAAUCUCAGAGAUGUCUCCUUUUGCCACCUCUUCCCUCUUGAAGUCACUCGUGCUCUGUCUUAUCGCCUCACUCUAGCUCUGGCAUAUACGCAUUUGCAAGGUUAUGUUCAUGGAGAUGUGCAUCUUCGCAAUAUUCUUGUCAAACUGCCAUCUUCACUCGAUCAACUCUCAGUAGAACAGUUUUAUAAGACCUAUGGCGAGCCCGAUACUAGCAAAAUCACACAAAGGGAUGGCAAACCGCUUCCUCCCAACAUCCCACCCAGGGCAGUCGUUCCGCUAUCCCUUGGGAAAGAGGCGGAAGAAUUUACUCUCGCUGAUGCUUGUGUGCUUCUGAGCGAUUUUGGCGAAUCAUUUGACCCAACCUACAACCCUCGCAGAGGCGAAAAUUGUCACACGCCACUACCCGCCCGGCCACCCGAAGCACUGUUUCGGCCAAAAGCUCCCCUCUUAUUCUCAGCUGACAUUUGGAGUCUUGCUACGUGUAUCUGGGAGAUCCUUGGUAUGAAGGCUAUCUUCAGCAGUGAAUGUUAUUCGGCAGAUGAACUGGCAUCUCAGCAAAUCGACAUACUGGGCCCUGUAUCCAAAAACUGGUGGGAGCAGUGGAACGAACGAGAUGAGUUCUUUGAUAUGAAUGGUCGUCCAGUGGAGGGUCGCUACGUGUGGCCUCCCAUCGAGCAGGCUUUUGAGGAGGGUAUUCAAAAAUACAGACGUCUGCGUCAAAUUGGCGAGUAUGGAACGGAAGAAACUGUUGCAAUUCUAGAUUUGAUGCGGCGAAUGUUCGCAUUUUUACCUGAGGAUCGACCUACCGCUGAAGAGGUAUUGAAGUCUGAAUGGAUGGUCAAAUGGUGUUUGCCUGACUUUGAGCGGCGCUUGCACCCAAGCAAGUAA
Messenger RNA from Aspergillus nomiae NRRL 13137, 1287 nucleotides. RefSeq lists its product as uncharacterized. NCBI's taxonomy places the organism in Eukaryota, Fungi, Ascomycota, Eurotiomycetes, Eurotiales, Aspergillaceae. Gene Ontology annotation, molecular function: ATP binding; protein kinase activity. Gene Ontology annotation, biological process: spliceosomal complex assembly; protein phosphorylation; regulation of mRNA processing. The record is from RefSeq and is a predicted model, not a curated record. Bases 1 to 1287 code for a protein of 428 amino acids. The transcript is spliced from 2 exons.